AUGACCCCCAACCUCACAGCCCUGCUUCUCCUCAGUCUGAGUGUGGGCCCCAGGACCCGAGCGCAGGCAGGAUUCCAUGGCAAACCCCGUCUCUCAGCCCUGCCCAGCCCCAUCGUGACCUCAGGAGGGAAGGUGACCCUCCAGUGUGCCUCAUGGGAGAAAUUUGACAGGUUUGUCCUGAGGAAGGAAGGAGAACCCAGGCCCUCGUCGACCCUCGACUCCCAGCGACCCACCAGUGGGCAGUUCCAGGCCCUGUUUCCUGUGGGCCCCGUGACCCCCAACGUCAGGUGGACAUUCAGAUGCUAUGGCUAUUUCAGCAAAACCCCCCAGAUGUGGUCCUACCCCAGUAAACCCCUGGAGCUCCUGGUCUCAGGAACUUCUGGGGGCCCCAGCCCCCCACCCACAGGACCUGGCUCCACAGAGAGGGAGAGUCCUGGCUCAGAUUUCAUGGUCAUGUCCUCUCUGACCCCGUAG
Messenger RNA from Puma concolor (puma), 474 nucleotides. NCBI's taxonomy places the organism in Eukaryota, Metazoa, Chordata, Mammalia, Carnivora, Felidae. The record is from RefSeq and is a predicted model, not a curated record.